Messenger RNA from Endocarpon pusillum Z07020, 393 nucleotides. RefSeq lists its product as uncharacterized. Bases 1 to 393 code for a protein of 130 amino acids. The transcript is spliced from 3 exons. The record is from RefSeq and is a predicted model, not a curated record. NCBI's taxonomy places the organism in Eukaryota, Fungi, Ascomycota, Eurotiomycetes, Verrucariales, Verrucariaceae.
AUGGGAAAAGCAUCCAACCUUGUUCCGCUCCUCGUCCUUGUUGUCCUCAUCGCUAUCGCAGCCUUUAUCGGGUUCAUUGCUUAUUCAGUCGCCAAUGAUGUUAGCGACAAGGCAGCGAAGAGAAUGGAGAAAAAGAAUAUCAAAUUCUCGAAGGAAGGAAUGUCGGUUGGUGUCAAGCAACUCUCGACUGAAGACAUAUCAGACAGUACACAAUCGGCUCUUAUGAAAGUCUGGAACUCGGCCUCGCUACCCGUCUACAAGGCAAAGCUGCGAUGGGGACAAAGUGCUGAAGAAUCACGGCCAUUGUCGUCAGAUGUGUCUAGUAUGCCUAGUGGAAGGCGGAAGCCGUAUUCAAGAUCAGAUUCUAAUCAACGAGACACGAAAAAGUCGUAG